Fragaria vesca subsp. vesca is the source of this 369-nucleotide messenger RNA. RefSeq names its product stellacyanin-like. The transcript is spliced from 2 exons. Lineage: Eukaryota; Viridiplantae; Streptophyta; Magnoliopsida; Rosales; Rosaceae. Gene Ontology annotation, molecular function: electron transfer activity. The record is from RefSeq and is a predicted model, not a curated record. Bases 1 to 369 code for a protein of 122 amino acids. Gene Ontology annotation, cellular component: plasma membrane.
AUGGCACGAGUGAGCACUGCUCUGGUGUUGAUUGCACUCGUCGUUGUUUUUCCGAGCAUGGUUUUGGCGACACAAUAUGUUGUUGGAGAUGGUUUAGGCUGGAGUGGUGAUGUUAAUUACGACGAUUGGGUUGAUGGCAAAACUUUCUACGUUGGAGAUGUUUUAGUUUUCAGUUACAUCGCAACUGACCACAACGUUGUUUUAGCUACCAAUGAGGACAAUUAUAACAAUUGUGUUGCAUCUCCAAACUUGGCUGUGUACGACACUGGCAAUGAUAUACUGACAUUGAAUGAAGCUGGAACCUACUAUUUCUUAUGUUCAUAUCACUGCGACUUUCUUCAGCAGAAGGUUAUGAUCACUGUGAACUGA